AUGACCAUCCCUCAUAUGAAUCACGCCGUAUCGAAGAAUGCUAAAAAUAAGGUUUCAAGUGCAAUAUGCCCCACGCAAGAUCGAAACGGGAUCAGGAAACAACCCGAUGACAAUAUAGUUAAUGAACUGUCUUCGCAUAAAAAGCCAAAAGCGUCCCACCCCAAUUCCUUGAUGAAACCUAAAACGACUGACAAGCAUGAACGCACUCAGGCUGCGCUAGAGGACGUAGCAUCAUUACAACUUAGACCGGCUGAUGACAUGGAUCCGGUAACAGUGUCAGCAGCUUCAGUAGUGUCAAUGUCCAAUGACGUUUUGAAGCCAGAAACACCCAAAGGGCCGAUUAUAAUUGGUAAGAAUACUUUAAGUGGCAUUUUUUAUGGACCUUCUUUUUCUAAAGGGGAGUCUCUUAAUGCUCGAAUGUUUCUAAAGUAUUACGGCGCACAUAAAUUUCUAGACACCUAUCUCCCCGAAAAUUUGAAUUCGUUAUACAUUUACUAUCUAAUCAAAUUACUAGGUUUUGAAGUCAAGGAUCAAGCGCUUAUCGGCACUAUCAACAGUAUUGUUCAUAUAAGCCCACCCGAGCAUCCACAGGAUUCGAAAAAUACGAUAUCUGUUACCAAUGUAGAAGACCCGUUGGCAAAGAAACAAACAGUUCGUCUAAUCAAAGAUUUACAAAGAGCAAUCAAUAAGGUUCUAUGCACAAGAUUGAGGUUAUCCAAUUUUUUCACUGUCGAUCAUUUUGUUCAAAAAUUACAUACCGCUCAAAAAAUUUUGGUCCUGACAGGUGCAGGAGUUUCAACUUCGUUAGGAAUCCCUGACUUCAGAUCCUCUGAAGGGUUUUAUUCAAGAAUCAGACAUUUGGGGCUCGACGAUCCUCAGGAUGUUUUCAAUUAUAAUAUUUUUAUGCACGAUCCUUCCGUUUUUUAUAAUAUCGCCAAUAUGGUUCUACCUCCGGAAAACAUUUAUUCUCCAUUGCAUAGCUUUAUUAAGAUGUUACAAGCAAAGGGUAAAUUAUUGAGGAAUUAUACUCAAAACAUUGACAAUUUAGAAUCCUAUGCUGGAAUAAGCGCUGAUAAAUUAGUUCAGUGCCACGGUUCUUUUGCUACUGCCACAUGCGUUACUUGUCAUUGGAAUCUACCUGGCGAGAGGAUAUUCAAUAAAAUCAGGAACCUUGAACUUCCACUAUGCCCGUAUUGCUUUAAAAAAAGAAGAGAGUAUUUCCCAGAGGGGUACAACAGUCCAUCUAACUCCAACAGAUUGGACGGUACAUCUUCACAAGAUUCGGCUCCGACAAGACCUCCAUAUAUCCUCAACUCAUACGGUGUCCUCAAACCAGAUAUCACGUUUUUUGGCGAGGCUUUGCCAAGUAAAUUCCACAAGAGUAUCCGUGAAGACAUUUUGGAAUGUGAUUUGUUGAUUUGCAUUGGAACAAGUUUGAAAGUGGCACCAGUAUCCGAGAUCGUAAAUAUGGUCCCUGCGCACGUUCCUCAAGUCCUGAUCAACUAUGACCCCGUCAAGCACGCAGAAUUUGACCUAUCCCUCUUGGGUUACUGUGAUGAUGUUGCAGCCAUGGUUGCUCAGAAAUGUGGUUGGACAAUUCCCCACAAGAAAUGGAAUGAUUUAAAGAACAAGAAAUUCGAAUGCCGGGAGAAAGAUAAAGGUGUAUAUGUCGUCGCAUCAGAUGAACACCCAGGGACUUUAUAA
Messenger RNA from Saccharomyces kudriavzevii IFO 1802, 1704 nucleotides. It is a transcript of the gene SIR2, whose product is annotated as NAD-dependent histone deacetylase SIR2. NCBI's taxonomy places the organism in Eukaryota, Fungi, Ascomycota, Saccharomycetes, Saccharomycetales, Saccharomycetaceae. The transcript has a single exon. The coding region runs from base 1 to 1704 and encodes 567 amino acids. The record is from RefSeq and is a predicted model, not a curated record. Gene Ontology annotation, molecular function: NAD+ binding.